Peronospora belbahrii is the source of this 1674-nucleotide messenger RNA. Lineage: Eukaryota; Oomycota; Peronosporomycetes; Peronosporales; Peronosporaceae. The record is from the annotation of a GenBank genome assembly.
AUGUUAAAGCUACUAACGUCCUUUCUUGUGCGUAUUCUAUUGAUGCAUUUGUCACUGAAAGGACGUGAUGAUCUUGUGGGAUACGUUGUUGACCAAACUACGGCACUUGACUGCGCGACGUAUAGCAAUCGAACAACUGUACUCCAUCUGACUGCUAUGUCCAAGAACAAUCGGGUGAUGAAAGAGUUAAUUGCUACUCCAGAACGGAAGCAAAAGUUACAGAAAAUCAUCGACCAGACCAAUAUCCAUGGAGAUACAGCGCUUAUGAUGGCCUGUGUGGCAAAAAGCAUAAUGGCAGUACAGCUACUUCUUGAGAUGGGGGCCAACGUAAACACAACCAAUGCGAGCGGACUAAACGCUCUCAUGUGCGCUGCACGCCUUGGUGGAGAUCCACGCCCUGGUGCACCGAGUAUCGAUGAAAGGAUGGAGCAAAGUGCUCUUAUUGUGAAAACUCUAGUUGCAAAUGGAGCUGAUGUGAAUGCUGUGGAGAAGGCUGGAGGCAAUACGGCACUACACCUUGCCGUAGUGAGUGAAAGUUCUCUUGCAGUGGAGUCUCUUAUUUCAAAUGCACGGGACCUUGAUAUUACAUUGCGGAAUGAAGCUGGAAAGACGGUGCUGGACUUGAGUAAGGAGAUAUCAUCAUCUGCGCAUAUUCAAGACCUAUUGAGCGAAAAGAUGGCGCAAUUAGAGAUUGAAGCUGCUCGCAUGAGAGCCAAAGUGGAACAAGAGUUGAUGGAUUUGGUCGCAAAUGAAGCGAGAGAUGCGUGCAAUUGCACCCAGUCCUUUGUAAAGAAAAGCAGUAAAAAGAAGAAGAAAAAGAAGACCAAGACGAAAGCUCAGGCUGUAGACAACGCACCAAAGGAGGGGUCCACGAGAAUUUCAACACCACACGAGCUGAAUACUGGUGAAAGUAUUGAGAAUACCACCACGAUGAUGAUUACGUCUUCUGGAUACGAUCCUGCAAGUGUUAGAGCCCAAGUUCACUCAACCUCGGCUCCAGUUGAUUCAACUCUACUGGAAACAAUGGAUGUUCAUUGUGGUCCAUGGCAAAGUGUUAUCUCUAAGAAUCGGCGCAAGGAUCAACGGUCAAGUGAAGACACGAAAGCUUUACUAAAUCAAACGAUGAAAACGUCUCCAUCCAAGUAUGUUACUACCAUCACAUCUACAACAAAGCCAUCAUCAUCAUCAUCAUUAGUAUCAGUAUCAUCCAAGUCAGACAAUAUGUCGUCUACUACCGAAACAGUCCCAGCAAGACCAGAUGAAUCUGUUUCAGCCAAAGAGAGUCAUUGUUCAAGCUCCACGCAUUGGUCGGUACUGUUAAGAUCUCCUUCGUACAGUCAUAAAGAGAGUGGAGAUGAGACAAGAGAAGGAUUGAACACAAUGUCCUACGACAGGAUGAAUGCGUGUUUUCAUCAAACGUUUCCGCUUGCUGCGGAAUUAGAAAUUAACGUGGAGACAUUUCUAAUUGCGUCAUCAAGGAGUGAUUGUGAAGUUGAACGAAUGAUGAAUUGUUGUUGUUUGAGUGUAGCUCAAGUGGAAGUUUUACAAGAAUCACAUUGGCAAGCAUAUCAUUAUCUUAAUGAAAAGAAGAUUGAAUUGACACGAGGACUUGAAGCUCAGCGUGUGAAGGCGCAAUUUGAGUUGCAACAAGAGCUUAUGCAAUUUAAUAGUUAA